AUGGGAGAUACAUCAGGUCAGCAAGCAGAAUCAGACUUUUGUGGCAGUACUGACCCCCUCCUGGACACCAUCCAAAGGACUCUGAUCCCAGGGACUUUUCUGGUCAUCCUGUUUGUGGGUCUGCUGUUGAACCUCUCCAUCAUCUGGAUCCUCUUUUUCCGUAUGAAGCGCUGGAACAGAAGCACCGUUUUCCUCUGCAACUUGGUGUUUGCUGAUAUCACAUGGCUCUUAACCCUUCCUUUCCUGAUCUACUACCACUUCAACCAGCUACACUGGAUCUUUGGAAAAGCCUUAUGCAAGAUGACACGCACCGCCUAUCAUCUGUCCUAUUACUGUAGCAUUUACUUUGUCACUUGCCUGAGCAUGGACCGGUACUUAGCCAUCGUGCACCCGCUGAAGUCCCUGUGGAUGUUAAACAAACAACAUUCCCUGUGGAUUUGCUGUUGCAUUUGGACUGUGACUGGAUUGGUCAGCUUGCCUGUCACUUACGUCGUAGGAACACAGACUUGCCCAAACAACAAAACCAUUUGUUCCCUCUAUGUAUUUUCUAGCUCCACCUAUAUCACCCUUCCGCUCUCUGUGUGCUGCUCGAUGGCUGGUUGCUUCCUGCCUUUCGUGGCUAUUUGUUACUGUUACUGCAGCAGCGUUAGAAAGCUGCAAGAGGCUGGUCCUCAUCGCUUUCAGAAAAGGGACAAACUCACCAAGCUCAUGUACUCAGCCUUGAUCUCGUUUGCUCUUUUGUACUUCCCUUACCACUUCUCGAGAAAUACCUGCAUCUUCUUGAGAACGGUACGGCCUGAUGAUGCCCAGUCCAUCCAGCGAGCUGACACCCUGUUCCUUGUGGAGAUGGCCAUCUGUAGCCUGAACACCUGCCUUAAUCCCCUUUUCUGUUUCUUGGCUGGAGGGGAUUUUCGAGAGGAAGUAUGCAAGUUGGCAUCCCCGCUGUGUAACCUCAAAUGCUGGUGGAAUCGACGCCAGUUGGCAUGUGUGUAUCCAGUGUAA
Messenger RNA from Euleptes europaea (tarantolino), 1002 nucleotides. Its product is annotated as P2Y purinoceptor 1-like. The record is from RefSeq and is a predicted model, not a curated record. Gene Ontology annotation, cellular component: plasma membrane. Gene Ontology annotation, molecular function: G protein-coupled receptor activity. The coding region runs from base 1 to 1002 and encodes 333 amino acids. Gene Ontology annotation, biological process: G protein-coupled receptor signaling pathway. The transcript has 2 exons. NCBI's taxonomy places the organism in Eukaryota, Metazoa, Chordata, Lepidosauria, Squamata, Sphaerodactylidae.